Messenger RNA from Paramecium octaurelia, 246 nucleotides. Lineage: Eukaryota; Ciliophora; Oligohymenophorea; Peniculida; Parameciidae. The record is from the annotation of a GenBank genome assembly.
AUGAAAAUUAACUCUGAAUUAAUAUAAAGAUCACAUCAUUUUAUAAAUCCAUUAAAUAAUAGAUAACUUGAUCUACGAGGUAUUGGAAUUUAAUAUAAACUUUUAGCAAAGAAAUUACAGCCAUUGAAAAUUUAGGAGCCAAAUGGGUAUCAAGAUUCUUUUAUGUUGGAAUUUUUUAAUCACAUUGAUUUAGGGGAUAAUGAUAUCAAAAAGCUAGGGAAAUCUCACCUUAUUGAAGAGGCAUGA